Messenger RNA from Thermochaetoides thermophila DSM 1495, 879 nucleotides. RefSeq lists its product as uncharacterized. Lineage: Eukaryota; Fungi; Ascomycota; Sordariomycetes; Sordariales; Chaetomiaceae. The coding region runs from base 1 to 879 and encodes 292 amino acids. Gene Ontology annotation, cellular component: membrane. The record is from RefSeq and is a predicted model, not a curated record. The transcript is spliced from 3 exons.
AUGUGGGAUGACUUUGAGGUCAACGCUGAAGGGAUCCCAAAAUACAAGUUACUUUUCCACAGUUUCCAGAUCAUCUUUGCCUUUGUGCUGUGGUGCCUCGAGAUCGCCGUCUUCCGGCAUGAUAGCGCCAAAAUCACCGGCAGGAAUGGCUGGACAUUCGCAAUGCCCCUCCUCACCAUCCCCGCCUGGAUCUACCUGACCAUGGCCCCGCGCCACUCGCGGACACGCAAGAUCGCCAACCCCCGCGUUAUGGUGACGGUGGAUGCCCUCUACACCAUUCUCUGGCUCUCGGCUUUUGCGACCCAGGCCUCUUACAACUCGGCCGGAUUCUGCGGGAAAGUGUGCGGCAUUAGCAAGGCUAUCGUUGGCCUGGGCUUCUUCGUCUUCCUCUUCUUUGGGGUGACAACUUUCAUUAGCAUCUGGACCCUUAAGUACUGGGAGAUGUACAACCGGCUGCCGGGCUACGACCGUGUUCAAUCCAAGAACCAGAACAUCGACCCCGACAAGGCCGCCUUCUCCCUCGCUCCUCAUGAUGAGGAGGCCUAUGCGCCUGUCAGCAUGGAUGACGACCACGAGGACGGUCGCACAGACUACACUGCAUCCACUCGUCCCCCAGCCCCGCGCUCCGAUUAUUCUGACCCGUACGGCCCCGGCGGAGCGGCCAGCACGGUCGGCAGCUCGUACCGUGACAACCCCUUCCGUCAGCACCAGGCAUCAAGCCCGUUUGACGUCGAUACUGAGUACCACUCUGGCCGGGCGUCGGCUGCGGGUGGCAGGUACGGUUCGCCUGCUCCGGGUGCAGUCUCUGAGGUGUCGUACGCCGAUAGUUCGCAGCCGGUGAGGUUCCCGGAUGCUGACUAUGACCGGAUCGCUCGGUAA